GCCUCGGCGCGGAACGAAAUGGCGGCGGGCGCGGGGCGCGUCCGGGAGGAGCCGCGGGCCUCGGGCCCAGCCGGCGCGGAGUGAGCCCGGGGCCAGCGGGCCUGUGAUAGGGUGAAGAACAGUCAGUCUGGAAAGCCAUCUGUUGGCCUGGUUUUCCUGAAAGUUGGGUGUCAUCAACAACAUUGACCAUGGCAGAAGAGCGUGAGGGCAAACAGCAAAGUCAGAAAAAAGUGAGCCAGAUCUAUCAGAGCUCAGCGCAUUCCCAGUCUCUGCUGGAUGGACUGGUUGCACUCCGGAACAGCGCAAGUCUGUUUGAUGUUAUACUGAUCGUAGAGGGCAAGUCCAUUGAAGCUCACCGCAUACUUCUAGCAGCAUCGUGUGACUAUUUUAGGGGGAUGUUUGCUGGUGGACUGCGGGAGAUGCAGGAGAAGGAGAUAUUUUUACAUGACAUAUCCUAUAUGGUCAUGUGCAAAAUUUUGGACUUUAUUUACACUUCUAAGAUGGAGCUGAACCUGGACAAUGUGCAGGAUGUGCUGGUGGCUGCUUGUCAGCUACAGAUCCCAGAGGUAAUCGAUUUCUGCUGUGACUUCCUCAUUUCCUGGAUCGAUGACGAUAACAUUCUUGAGCUGUACAGACUGGCUGAGCACUACAGUCUAGCCCAGCUGAGUGAGAGAAUCGACUUGUACAUCCUGGAAAACUUCCUGAGUUUCAGCAAGACAGAGACCUACCGCCGAUUGCCCCUGGCCAAGGUGCAGAGCCUGCUGAGCAGCGACAAGCUGCAUGCAAACUCCGAGAAUGAUGUGUAUGAAGCUGCCUUGCUUUACCACUACACCCAGGAGGAGAUUGAGAGAGACCAGGUCUCCUUGCAUGACCCACCAAAGCUGCUGGAGAUGGUCCGCUUUGCACUGAUUGAGCAGCAGACAUUUCAGAAACUAUACAAUCGCCUGAGCCCUUGUCCUCUUAAGGAGGUCCUAGCAGAUGCCUUGGCCUACCACCAGAAUGAGAUUCUCCAGCCUGUGCUGCAGACCCCACAGACACAGUUGAGGUCAGAAUUCCAAUGCGUGGUGGGAUUUGGAGGGAUGUACUCGUCCCAGGAUGAAGACUUGAGUGAUGAGGUCAAGUUUCUGAACCCACUGAGCCAGGAAUGGCGAACUUUAACCCAGGCGCAGAUGCCAAAGAUGUCAAACCAGGGCAUUGCUGUUUUAAAUAACUUUGCUUAUCUUGUGGGUGGGGACAACAACACAGCAGGGUACAGAGCAGAGGUGAGCUGCUGGAGGUAUGAUCCCCGGCACAACAGGUGGAUUAGAAUCCAGUCGCUGCAACAGCCACACGCUGACCAUUGUGUGUGUGUAGUGGGCGAGUAUCUAUAUGCCAUUGGAGGCCGAGACUAUCACCAGGAAUUAAAUGUGGUGGAGCGCUAUGACCCCCGGUUAAAUUCUUGGGAAUAUGUGGCACCGCUGAAAAAAGAGGUAUACGCCCAUGCUGGAGCAGUACUUGCUGGGAAGAUAUACAUAGCCUGUGGGAGAAGUGGCAGAAAUUACUUGAAGGAGCUGCACUGUUACCACCCAGAGUCAAACCAUUGGGAAGCAAAGGCUGAUGCCCCAGUGGAACGAGCCUGGCAUGGAAUGGCUGCAGUCCAAGGCCAACUUUACCUUCUGGGUGGCAGUAACAAUGCCAAUGGAUACAGGCAGGAUGUGAUGCAGGUUUCCUGUUACAACGUUGAGCGGGACCAGUGGUCGACAGUGUCUGAAAUGCCCUUUGGCCAUGGGGAGCCAGGCAUCGCCACCCUGGGUGACAAAAUAUACGUCCUGGGUGGGAGGUCACAUGACCGGUACACACGCACGGACUAUGUCCACAUAUACAACGUGACAGAUCGAUGCUGGGAGGAAGCCCCUGACAUUGAAUGUGCCAACUCGGGCAUGUCCUGCUGUGUCCUUACUCUCCCGAGGAGGCUGGUGGAGGACCAGACAAAUCCCAUGCCACGAAAGCCAGCCCAGCGAGCUUGCCGCCGCCGUGCCUACAUGCUUCCUGAAGUGGUUGGGCUUUCUGACUUUGAGGAGCUCAGUUCCAGCGAAGACUGAGCCUAGGUGAGGGAGCCCAGACUGUUAAACGCUCUGUCCCUAUGGAUGUUCACCAUGCCCUUUUGUUUUUCCCUCUCUGCUCCUGAACGGUGUGGGUUGUCUUCACGCUUCGUAGACUUGCCUGCUGAGUGAGGUUAGUCUGCAGGCAUACAUAUGCCCCUCUCCCUGCCUCACCCCCACCAUUACCCUGUUGAAGCGGCCAUUCCUCAGCAGCUAAGUCUGUUCAGCAAGAGCUGACAGAACGCAGGAGCACAGGGAGAUCGUUGCAUCUGAACCCGCUUCAGUCAUCCUGCUGGUUUGCACAUACUUCAGCAGGGAUCGUGAAUUCAUCUCCUCUCCCAGCAUGACUGCGGAAACUAAUCGCCAGCUUCAAGACUCAGAAUUCUAAAUGCAGCCGAGGAAUGCUCCCAGGACCACGUGCGUGGUUUUCAGCGCAUCACUGAGGAGACGCACUGCAUGGGUGGAUUUAGGAAGUUCCGCUGCAGGCUAACCAACAUUUUCCUCUGCAUUGUCACCGCUCCCUUGUGCUUCCUUCCCACUCCCAUUCGCUUAUUCUGCUUUGGGUGGUACUUCUGAAGCAUCUCCCUGCAUUUUCAGCGUGUUGAAAGUAAAACUCAUUCCAUGCUCUCUUGUUAUUGCCCCAUGCCCCAAAUUAUGGAGUUCUUUCUCUUCUCCCCCUCCCCACCACCCACCCUCCCACAAUUACAAAAUCCCAAACUAGGUAUCUCCAUACUGACCGUGGCACAGCACUAGCACUUUUACCCCGAGUGAUAAGCUGGUGGGUUCAAGUCCCACUCCAAAGAGUGCUCAGACUCCAUGUACAGCACAAGAAGAAUGUUGCAGCCAGAGAGGGCCAUUUGCCCAGCUGGAUCAAGGCUUGUCCUCGGGACAGGAUGUACCAUUCACCUUGCAGAUAGACGGGAGUGAUCCAUGGCUACUUCCAGGAGCAGGGGAAUCGCUCCCAGUGUUAUGGGCCACGUUCUUGCUUGUAACUGGAAGUUUGCCCCUCGGUGCACUGAACACAUACUGUGUGCAGCAAUGACUUCCAUUCUGACACCAAGUAAACGUCAGCCACUGUGAGGUGAGUUUGUGCGUGGGAAUGCCUGGGCCACUUCCCCAGUGGUCACUGGUCGGGGAACGAUCACCAGCACCCUUUGUGCAUCAGGAAUGUGCUAGAGAGACCAAUCUCUAGGUGGUGAUUUGGUGAUGAUCACAUUGCUGUUUCUGGGAGCUUGCUGCAUUUCACAGUGUAUCUCACUGGCUGUACAGUGGUUUGGAGAUUUUAUUACAUACGAUAUAAAUGCAGGGUUUUUUAUUUAAUUGAUUUUAUUUUUUAUACUCCACUCCUCUGAGGAGGGCUGCACUUUACACAAUGGGCCAUCAUCUGGUUUUCCAAUGAAUUAGCAGUGGUGAGAUUGGGGACCUGCACUUGGCAGUGUUUAACGGACCCAGUUCCCCUACCGUAGCCUCUAAACAUGAGAGAACAUUCUAACUGCCCUUGAUGCUCACUUUCAAAGUUUAUAGCCGUUGAUGCAGAGUUAGCGUCACUUGCGUCUCCUCCUAUGGCUCAGUGUCUCUUUGCCUUGUAUCUGUGAAGUGCCUCGGGAUGUGCUUCCGCAGUCAAGGUGUCAUAUAAAUGCAUAUUACCAAGGUCUGUUGUAUUUUACACUUAAUUUAUUGACAUUAAACUGCUUCUGAUCAGUGAGUGCACCACUCACACUCACUUCAUUUUUAAAAUUUGUACUGUCCAUGAGUGACCCCAAGGUAGAAAUCUUCAGCACCUCCUUGCAAACACAGCAGCUUUCCUGGAUCUUUCAAGAUUGGUAAUGAAUUUAAUGUGCACCUCACCUUCAUGGUGCUGCAAGCCAAGCCUGUGAAGCAACCAACAGGCUGUUCGCCAGUCAAAGUCUGGUGCAUUCCUGCCAAGAAACAAUUGAUUGCAUGAACAUUAGAGAUAUUUGCCAAAAUUCCUGAUGCAGCGUCUCAACUGGAUACGUCGACAAUUCCUUUCACCUCCAUAGACGCUGCUCGACCCGCUGAGUUCCUCCAGCAGAUUGUUUGCAGCUGCAGUCUCGUGUCUGCUGGCCGAUCCAGAGAAAGCAUCAUCAGUGAGAAAGGCUUGUAUGAACCCAGGAAAAGUGCCUCAGGUCCGUGUAUGUUUGAAAUGCUGCAUGUUAUUUCCUUGGAUAGAGUUUGUUAACAUUUAUCAAGGAUUAACCUGGCAAUGAGGUCUUGAAGAUAACUGGAAGUUUGAUCGAAAUCAUCAAAUCAUGACGCUUUUGCUGGGAGUUUACACUCCAUCGUCCAGAGCAUUGAAGUUUCAUAAAAUUAAAAACCGCACUCGUAAUUAAUUUCAAAGUGUAACCUUUCCGCUGCAUGAAAUCCAAUAAAACUUUGUACGUUUGCGUAGA
Messenger RNA from Pristis pectinata (smalltooth sawfish), 4492 nucleotides. RefSeq names its product kelch-like family member 22 (gene klhl22). Gene Ontology annotation, molecular function: protein binding. The transcript is spliced from 7 exons. Gene Ontology annotation, cellular component: nucleus; cytosol; Cul3-RING ubiquitin ligase complex. NCBI's taxonomy places the organism in Eukaryota, Metazoa, Chordata, Chondrichthyes, Rhinopristiformes, Pristidae. Bases 189 to 2081 code for a protein of 630 amino acids. Gene Ontology annotation, biological process: protein monoubiquitination; positive regulation of TORC1 signaling; proteasome-mediated ubiquitin-dependent protein catabolic process. The record is from RefSeq and is a predicted model, not a curated record.